GGGGCCGGGGCCGGGGUCGGGGUCCUGGCCGUGUCCGCCUCCCCACGCCGCUCGUCGCUGCCUGUGCACCGCGGCCGCCCCGACCCUCGCUCCCUCCUGCGAGGGGCGGGCGGGGCCCGGUGGGCGCUGUCGGUGCGCCUCGAGCUGAAGGCGGGUCUGUCCCGAGCGGGCGAGGCCUCCCCGAGUUUCUUUGGGUUUGUGCGGCUCGGGGUGGGCCCGGGCCAAGAGACCGGCGGCCGGAGGGGAGCCCAGGGGCACGCGGGAAGCCGGCCCCGCUUGCCCCGGCGUGCACGGCUUUGGGGCCUCCCCGGCGCCGCUGUCUCUUCCGGGUCUGCGUGGCGCCCACGCAGGCGCCUCCUCCCUGGACAGGGGCCGGUGCGCCCAGACGCGUUCGGGGGGGCCGCCCGGAUGGGAGCUGCGCCGUCCUUGACUGAAACCGAGAGUGGGGGACAGGGCUGGAGGAGCUCCCUGUGGCCAUCAGGUCCUGCCCCGGGGCCUCGUGUCCCCUCCGUGUCCUCCGCCCGGCCUGGUGGCCUCUGUCGGCUCCUUGAGCUCAUGACCCCGAACCCUGGCUGGGAGUGGUGUCCACUCUGCUGCUCCCGGAAGUGGCUGCUCCCGUUCGCAUCUGCCUGUCCCUGGCUUUGUGCUGGGCGGUGGCCAGCGUGGGUGUCAGCAGCGACUCCUGACUGCGGAUGUGGGCAGUGGACGGAGGCUGGCGAGUGACUGCUCAGGGCAACAGGAAGGAGCGGGCAGCUGGGGAGGCUUCCAGGGUGGCGGGAAGAGCCAGUGGGGCUGCAGUGCCUGUCCAGGAUCACUGGGGACCCAGAAAGGCACCUGUGACGGCUCCUCCCUCCCUGUGGCCUCGUUUUAUUCAAAAAUGUCCCUUCAACUGACCACGGACAACCCCUUGCGCCGGGGACAGUGACCCCCAGUGUGACUGGUCAGCUCUGACCACAGCUGCGAGGGCCUGGACAUGUGCUACUCCACCCCCAAGUUCCAGAUGUGGGGGCCCCAAGGUCAGGCUUGGAGGGUGGGGAGGGGCAGUGUGGCUCCUGGUCUCUAGGUCCUGGGAGGCCCCUGCCCUGCCCGCCCCCCCCUCCCCCCGCGCGCGCCUACAGCACACGUGCUGCUGUCUCUGAGGAGGAAGCAGGCUCCGGUGCUAGCCACACCCCGCCGUGCCCACGCCAUGGCCAGGUGGAACAGCCAGGAGUGGGUGAGGCAGGGGGCACCCCAGCCCUGACACCUCAGGUGUGAGGAUUCCUGGGCCACCCUGAUGGUGAGCCAGAACCUGGGGUGUGGGAGUGUUCAUAGGAGAGGUUGAAGAACAGUGGGCAGACACAAGCCCCCUCCCUGCUGCAGGCAGUGGAGGCUGAGGGACCCUUCGUGUGGGGUGCUGAGCCUGGGACAGGGCCUGGCUCUUCUGUUGGCUGCUGCAUACCUGGGCUCAUGUCCCGCCCCCGUCCCCCCCAUGCUUCCCUUCGAACCCUGUGGGUCUUUGCCAGUUGGGGCACCUCGGCAUGUGCCAGGCUGAACCUCCAGGAUCCCCCGUGACCUGGGCCUGGAAUUCCAGCUCCAACCCCCUGGCCCCUGGCCCCAGGCCCCAGACACCUCAGAGCACCUGGGGACUCGGGGGUGGCUGGGACUUCCCCUCUGCCCCCGUCCUGGGAGUGGGGGAGGGGCAGGCGACACCACCCACCAGACCGCCCCCCAGGAGGCCUGCAGCGUCCUCUACUGACCUUUUUCUGGCCCCCUGUUCUGCUCUGCUGAGGGCGGGCGAUCUCUUCCCCGUGUGGCCGCGUCCCCUGCUGACUGGGGAGCAGCUGGUGGCCACCGGGACCUGCUGGAGCCUCCCUGGGGUGGGGGUGGGGCAGGCCCUGAUGCCCGAGGGUAGAGUUUCAGAUUUGUUUGUGCCUGUAGGAGGCACCUUGGGACGGGGUGGGGCGUUCGCCCGGCUCUGACAUUCAGGUAACCUGGCCAACAAGCGGCUCCAGCUGCCCAGGAGUGCUUGUGCCCAUGGAGGGCAGGUUCAUGCGGCCAGAGCUCCCGGGCUGUCCUGGGGGGCUGCUGUGGGUCUGAGAGGUCUGCGCACUCACACCUGGGAGCACCCACCUCCAGGACACGCCUGCAUCCUCAGCCAUGAGCAGCCCCCCAACUUACCCUGGCAUCAGGAUCUCGGGGUGCUGGGCCCUUGGAGAAGGCAGGGGACUGGUCAUGCUGGCCGGCAGUGGGGGCCCAAGCCAAGCAUACCCCAUCCACAGCAGCAAUGCCGAGUCCCUGGACAGACUCCUGCCGCCCGUGGGCGCCGGCCGCUCGCCCCGGAAGCGCACCACCAGCCAGUGCAAGUCGGAACCGCCGCUGCUACGCACGAGCAAGAGAACCAUCUACACGGCCGGGCGGCCUCCCUGGUACAACGAGCACGGCACGCAGUCCAAGGAAGCCUUCGCCAUCGGCCUGGGGGGCGGUAGCGCCUCCGGGAAGACCACUGUGGCCAGGAUGAUCAUCGAGGCCCUGGACGUGCCCUGGGUGGUCCUGCUGUCCAUGGAUUCCUUCUACAAGGUGCUGACCCAGCAGCAGCAGGAGCAGGCCGCACGCAACAACUUCAACUUCGACCACCCCGACGCCUUCGACUUCGACCUCAUCGUGUCCACCCUCAAGAAGCUGAAGCAGGGCAAGAGCGUUAAAGUGCCCAUCUACGACUUCACCACGCACAGCCGCAAAAAGGACUGGAAAACGCUGUACGGCGCCAACGUCAUCAUCUUCGAGGGCAUCAUGGCCUUUGCCGACAAGUCGCUGCUCGAGCUCCUGGACAUGAAGAUCUUCGUGGACACCGACUCGGACAUCCGCCUGGUGCGGCGGCUGCGCCGUGACAUCAGCGAGCGGGGGCGGGACAUCGAGGGCGUCAUCAAGCAGUACAACAAGUUCGUGAAGCCCGCGUUCGACCAGUACAUCCAGCCCACCAUGCGCCUGGCCGACAUCGUGGUGCCCAGAGGCAGCGGGAAUGCAGUGGCCAUCGACCUGAUCGUGCAGCACGUGCACAGUCAGCUGGAGGAGAGGAAGCUCCGUUGGGAUCUGGCUGCGCUGGCCUCCGCGCACCAGUGCCACCCCCUGCCCCGGACGCUGAGUGUCCUCGAGAGCUCGCCACAGGUGCGAGGCAUGCACACCAUCAUCAGGGACCGGGAGACCAGCCGCGACGAGUUCAUCUUCUACUCCAAGAGGCUGAUGCGGCUGCUCAUCGAACACGCACUCUCCUUCCUGCCCUUCCAGGACUGUGUGGUGCGGACCCCCCAGGGGCAGGACUAUGCGGGCAAGUGCUACGCAGGGAAGCAGAUCACGGGCGUGUCCAUCCUGCGGGCGGGCGAGACCAUGGAGCCUGCGCUGCGAGCCGUGUGUAAGGACGUGCGCAUCGGCACCAUCCUCAUCCAGACCAACCCGCUCACGGGGGAGCCCGAGCUCCACUACCUGCGGCUGCCCAAGGACAUCAGUGACGACCACGUGAUCCUGAUGGACUGCACAGUGUCCACCGGGGCGGCAGCCAUGAUGGCGGUGCGCGUGCUCCUGGACCACGACGUGCCCGAGGACAAGAUCUUCCUGCUGUCGCUGCUGAUGGCGGAGAUGGGCGUGCACUCCGUGGCCUACGCCUUCCCCCGCGUCAGGAUCAUCACCACCGCCGUGGACAAGCGCGUCAAUGACCUGUUCCGCAUCAUCCCAGGCAUCGGGAACUUUGGCGACCGCUACUUUGGGACGGACGCAGCCCCUGAUGGCAGUGACGAGGAGGAGGCAGCCUCCGUGGGCUGAGCUGCCUCCCGCCCAGGGCCCGGGAUGUGUUAGCUUCCUGUAACUUCGAGAUGUUGCGAAACGGUGUAUUCUGUGCAAUCAGUAAAGCUUCAGAACGGA
This is a messenger RNA of Oryctolagus cuniculus (rabbit), 3894 nucleotides long. It is a transcript of the gene UCKL1, whose product is annotated as uridine-cytidine kinase 1 like 1. Gene Ontology annotation, molecular function: ATP binding; kinase activity. The record is from RefSeq and is a predicted model, not a curated record. Lineage: Eukaryota; Metazoa; Chordata; Mammalia; Lagomorpha; Leporidae.